AAAGUGGUAUAAAAUAUUAGUUUUUAGGGUUUCGGCUCUAAGGGUAGCGAUAUCUCAUUGCUUGCUUUCUCGAUUUCACAGCACAAGAUCAUCAAAGACUCUCGAUGUCUUAUUUUAAUAGUUUCCAUUAUGGGGAAGAAGUUAGAGUGAUAGGAGGAGAAUAUGAGGGGGCAGAAGGAAUUUUUCUAAAACCUAUGUUUGAAAUUUGGACAGAGGAGAGAAAAAUAAUCAUUGUGGAACCGCACUUUGUGGAUGGUUACGACAACACACCCAUGACACCUCCUAUAAGCGAGACCACCACUCUUACUCGGUCUCCACCUCUUGCGUCUUCCAUGAGCACAACUGGGGAAAAUAUAGUAAAUGUGGAAUCACACUUUUUGGCUGGUAACAACACCACUAUUGAAGCUUCUCCUGCUAUGUCGACACCUCGUGCGAUAUAUAAGUCUAGAAGAAGGCACAAGUAUGGGCGAUGUGGUAAGUACGUUCACCUUGAAAAGACAUUCAAGAAUCUUGCACCUCAAGGUUCAGAUCUAAGUAAAACAUCCACCUCUAAAAGGGGAUGUCGAAAGAAUAGAAAAUCUCGUGGUACCAGGGCAGUAUUAGGCUCUAUGUGAAAGAAGUUUGUGCAAAUAAUUGGUCCCUUUUAUAUGUUUUUUUUGUUCGUUAUGCUAUUUUUCUUUGAAAGACAAUGUCCAUUGAUUGUGUUUUGUGUGGUUUUUCUUUAUCAUUGAAUACGAGAACUUUGGUUUGACUAUUUCUUAAAGAAAGAUUUUGAUUUUUACC
This is a messenger RNA of Lactuca sativa (garden lettuce), 783 nucleotides long. RefSeq lists its product as uncharacterized. Lineage: Eukaryota; Viridiplantae; Streptophyta; Magnoliopsida; Asterales; Asteraceae. The record is from RefSeq and is a predicted model, not a curated record.